AUGACCCCGCCUGGCAGAGCGACCUUCUCCAUAUUCGCGCCCCUCGACGGCGACGAAGACUCCUCUUCCUCCGCCACCGCGGUCCCGUCCGUCCCUCCCUCCGCCCACCGCCAGACCCCGCGUCCCUCCACUCUGCCCUCGACGGCCACCGCCAGGAAGGAGAACUAUGUCAUCGAGCACCAGAAAGCCUGCGCGUCGUUCCCGUAUGAGACUUCUUCGCUUGGGCCGCAGGACUCGUGGACGCCCAGCUUCAUGUCGUAUUACUCAAUGGCCAUGAUAGCGCCCUUUCCUUCCAUGCUCAUAUACGGGCCCGAACUGGUGCUUAUAUACAACGCGGAAUUCGGACACGUCCUCGGUCUCGACCCCGGCAUCUACUUCGGCCGCUCCUUCUCUGAACUCUGGGUCGGCUCCGAUCUCAACUUUGAACUCUCCGAGGCCCUGCGAACAUGCACCACCACCGGCCGCUCCGUCACAAAAGAGAACCUCCUCUGCUUUGUCACAAACCCCGACACCUUCUCCGAAGGCGGCAUGAACAAAGAAGCCUAUCUCACUUGGAAACUCACCCCCGUCACCGAGGCUGAUGGCACCAUAUCUGGCGUGUUCGCCUCCGUCCAAGAUACCACAGACGCCGUUCUUUACGAACGCCGCAUGCAGGUCCUCAAAGAACUCUACGACGCCACCGGAUCUGCUGAAGUCCUCGACGUCUUCUAUACCCAAUCAGUCUCCGUCCUCCGUCGCGCCUGCGCCGAAGACAUCGCUCUCUUCGGUCUCUAUGUUCUCGACUCUGGUACUGCCAAAACCCUUCGCUAUCGUUGCGGGUUCGGCCUUCGAAACUUCCCAGAUCGGAUAUCGUUCAGUCCAGAGCAGGAGCUGUUCGAGCAAGCUAUCUUAGAUUCCAGCUUAUCUGCCGUCUACAUCACCGCAAUGGCCGACGGCUUCAGAAACUACAUUGAAUACGAUCCAGCUCGGGGCUGGAGCGAGGAAAUCAUUGAACUCGUGUUUCUGCCCGUCAUGCGCGACAACAACUCCGUCGUGGGCGUCGCAGUCAUCGGACUAAAUCCCCGGCGACCAUUCGACGAGCCCUACGAACUCUUUCUCGAACUCCUCGGUCGCCAGCUCGCAACCGGUAUCGACAACCUUCGACAUCUUGAAGAAGCUUCAGACAAGCUGAGCUGGGAAGUCACGCUCAGCACGCGCAAACGUCAAGAACUCGAGCAACUUUUACAGGAAAAGACAAAGCAGCUGCAAAUCAGCGAGGGCCGAUUCAGUCGUAUGGCGAAAAUUCUCCCCGCCGGACUCUUUCUCGCCUCGCCCGAGGGCGAGGUCAUGUACGCCAACGACGCUUGGUACAAGCUAUCGUCCUACCCCAAAGACGGCAACCCGUCGUUCUGGAUCAAGGCCGUACAUCCCGGCGACCGGGCGCUCGUGCGCGAGAGCUGGCGUCGCGUGAUGCUCGGCAAGUCCGAGCGGAUCGAAUUCCGCUGGGCGCACCGGCCGGGCGAGGUGUCGAAAGUCGAACGGUGGUGCGCAAGCGCUGUCUCGGCGGAGUUUGAUAGCGAGACCGGUAAGCUUUCGACGCUGACGGGCGUCUGGACCGACAUCACCGAGCGGAAACAGUCGGAGGCGUUACAGCGGCAACGCGCUGACGACGCUGUGGAGAGGAAACGGCAGCAGGAGUAUUUCAUCGACGCGAUUUCGCACGAGAUGCGGAAUCCGCUGAGCGCAAUCAUGCAAAGCAUCGACGUUGCGUCUGAGAGGCUCAAGUCGCUCGAGUGGAUGAUUGAGGACAGUUUCGAUAGAGGCAGCACUCUGUUUGAUGCGCAGGCGUUUAAAGACGGCAUGGCUGAAACCACCGAGGCACUGGGGAUGAUGGAUCUUUGUACAAGCCAUCUGAAUCGGAUCAUCACAGAUACAAUCGAUCUGAGUAAGAUGGAGUCUGGACUGUUCCCGGUCAAUCCUGUUUCAUGCCAGCCGGUGACUGUCGUGAGAGAGGUCUUGAAGAUGCACGAGCACGAGUUGAAGAAUAUGGCUAUAGACUACAGUAUUGAGAUUGGGGAGAACUUUAGAGAGAUUGGGAUCAACACAGUACUUAUGGAUCCCUUGCGCGUGCGACAGGUUUUGAUCAACCUGAUCUUGAACGCCAUGAAAGUGCUUUCUUCUUGGGAAAACGAGAAGAAGCUGAUUAUCAAACUGGACGCGUCGCUCACAAAGCCGACGUUCCAGUCCCACAACAACGCGUCGUUUUAUCUGCAGCAUCCAGCAGUAGCCGAAGCCACGGAGCGGAGAAACUCGUCUGCGAAUGUGGUGUAUCUGCUAUUUUCGGUCAAAGACACGGGAUCCGGUAUGGACCCUGAGCAGCUCGCGACCGCGUUCCAGCGGUUCACGUCGCAUUUCGCGCCGCGGACACAUGUGCACUAUGGAGGCACGGGUCUGGGACUGUACGUUUCGCGCAAGUUGGUUGAGAAUCAAGGAGGCGAGAUCAUGGCGGAGACGAAGAAAGACCAUGGCUCGGAGUUUGUGUUUUACAUCAAGGCGCACAUGAAAGAGCAAGACGAGGACGACACCGAUCUGGCGGAUAUAACCGAGAGCGUUACGCUCGACGAGGAAGAUGACGAAGGUCGGUUUUCGCGGUCGCGGAUCCGGAGCUCGGAAAGCAAGUUUUUGACGACGGCGUCGUCGUCGAUGACUAGUAUGUCUAGUAUACGGAUGAGCCGGUCGAAUCGGUCGAGCUUGAUUGUGCAGGACAAUAUAAUCAACCAGAAACUACUAAACCGACAAUUCAUCAACGCCGGCUUUGCGACAGUCAUAGCAAACCAUGGACAAGAAGCCGUCGACAUCGUGAUGUCGGGCGAAGACCCGGAUUGCUGUAUUAUGGACUACGAGAUGCCAGUAAUGGACGGCUUCACGGCCGUGUCGAAGAUCCGCGAGCUCGAGCGGCAGAAUAAAAAGAAACGGAGAAGACGAAGGAGACAUGGUCGGUUGCCGAUUAUUGCGCUCUCGGCGAAUACGCGACAGGUGCACUUUGAUAGAAUGCUCGCCGCGGGAUCGGAUCGAUAUGUGACUAAACCUUUCAGUUUUCCAAAGCUGGUGGAGGUGGUUAAUGAGUUGCUCCAUGCCUCAUCAGGCGAGCGGACGCAGGGAUGA
Molecule: messenger RNA, 3144 nt
Organism: Myxozyma melibiosi
Lineage: Eukaryota; Fungi; Ascomycota; Lipomycetes; Lipomycetales; Lipomycetaceae
Exons: 5
Coding region: 1-3144 (1047 amino acids)
Biological process (GO): phosphorelay signal transduction system; protein autophosphorylation
Cellular component (GO): plasma membrane
Molecular function (GO): protein binding; phosphorelay sensor kinase activity; histidine phosphotransfer kinase activity
Source: RefSeq, a predicted model, not a curated record